AAUAUAAGCACGAGAAUAUAUGAUGGACCCAAUUCUUUCUAAAUUUGGGUAUUUCGAGACCCACGGCGGUCGGCGGCGGAAUUGACAGAUAUAUGGCCGGUAGUUCCGUUGUGUUGACUGAACUCCACUGGAACUCAACCAGCUGGGCUAAGGUAGUCGGUGAAAUAGCAAGUCUAGAGAAGAAAACUUUCCCCGAACACCAAUCAUACCCUCGAUCGUUCGAUGAUGAACUCAAGAACAAAAACAACGGUUUAAUCUACAUGGAAAUUAAUGGUGACCUUGCUGGCUAUGUCAUGUAUUCAUGUACUUCAUUUUCUGCCAUCAUCACUGCAAUCGCAGUGAAGGAGAAUUAUAGAAGACAAGGGCAUGGAGAUGCACUAUUGAAAGCAGUAAUAAAGAAAUGCAGGAGUAAGCUUAUAAACCGUGUAUCGCUUCAUGUGGAUCCUUUGAGAACUCCAGCAAUGAAUCUAUACAAGAAACUCGGUUUUGAAAUCGAGACUCUUUUGAAGGGUUACUAUUCUUUAGAUCGAGAUGCAUAUAUGAUGUGCUUAGACUUCGAUGAAGAGUAGUGGCGUAAUUCCAUUUGUUUGUGUAUUAUAGCAUUAUACACUCAUUUCUCUCUAGUAUUAUUCUUGCACGAUUAUGGUUCAAACUUCGAAGGCCUUGUUUAGUUUCAUCAGUUUUGUAGCUAUUGAUUCCUUAAUCCUUAUGUUUUGUUGAUAGUGUCAAGUAAAACAUUUCGUGGAAUAUGAUUUUCAAGAUUUUUUGGUUUAA
Lactuca sativa (garden lettuce) is the source of this 774-nucleotide messenger RNA. RefSeq lists its product as uncharacterized. Gene Ontology annotation, biological process: N-terminal protein amino acid acetylation. Gene Ontology annotation, molecular function: N-acetyltransferase activity. The record is from RefSeq and is a predicted model, not a curated record. Lineage: Eukaryota; Viridiplantae; Streptophyta; Magnoliopsida; Asterales; Asteraceae.